AUGAAAGGUUUUACAAGUGUCCUUUCGGAGUUAACAGAGCGUGUAGAAGGGGAAGAUAAAGCAACGCCUCUCUCCCCGGGAGAUCAGAGGGGAAACGAAGAAGGAAUUUCACGGCCUGGGCCUUUUGGAGUGCCUGAAAAAGAAAUAAUUUCCUGUGUUUCAAAUUGGAUUUUUAUACGAAGGAAUGAUCUACCAAGAGAGAAAGCAAUUGAUGUGUUUGAUGAUGAUAUUUUAUCUCAGCAUGUGCAGAGUAUUACACUGUGUAAUAGUACUGAAACUGCAACGACUGGAGAUUACCCUGUAGUUAUUUAUCAUUUAUACCGCUACAACUCGGUUUCACCAGAUAUUGAAGAGGAAGAUGAGCAACGAGUCAGCACCAGUUGGAUUCUGCCUUCUGGAGAAUUUGAUGGUCUAUGGGAAUCUCUUAUUUAUGAUUCAGGAUUAAAAAAUGAAUUGUUGGAUUAUGUAUCAACAGCACUGAAAUUCUCUGAAAAGAAAGUAAACCAAAACAUAAUAACAUUUAAUAGAAUAGUACUUCUUCAUGGGCCACCUGGUACAGGGAAAACUUCUCUUUGCAAAGCCUUAGCCCAAAAAGUUUGUAUUCGGAAUUCUUCCACAUUUCGUUAUGGGCAGUUAGUUGAAGUUAAUACUCACAGUCUGUUUUCAAAGUGGUUUUCUGAGAGUGGAAAACUUGUUACAAGGAUGUUUAAUGGUAUAAUGAACAUGUUGGAAGAUCCAGAAGUGCUGGUUAUUGUCCUUUUAGAUGAGACUGAGUGUGAGGAUUAA
This is a messenger RNA of Uloborus diversus, 786 nucleotides long. RefSeq names its product pachytene checkpoint protein 2 homolog (gene pch2). The transcript has 7 exons. NCBI's taxonomy places the organism in Eukaryota, Metazoa, Arthropoda, Arachnida, Araneae, Uloboridae. Gene Ontology annotation, cellular component: nucleus; chromosome. The record is from RefSeq and is a predicted model, not a curated record. Gene Ontology annotation, molecular function: ATP hydrolysis activity; ATP binding. The coding region runs from base 1 to 786 and encodes 261 amino acids. Gene Ontology annotation, biological process: reciprocal meiotic recombination; meiotic recombination checkpoint signaling.